Molecule: messenger RNA, 1946 nt
Organism: Cephus cinctus (wheat stem sawfly)
Lineage: Eukaryota; Metazoa; Arthropoda; Insecta; Hymenoptera; Cephidae
Exons: 3
Coding region: 221-1735 (504 amino acids)
Biological process (GO): recombinational repair
Source: RefSeq, a predicted model, not a curated record
UCAUAGUAACAUUUUACAAUUAGGAAAUUAGAGUGAUUGGUUGAUGAGAUAGUUAAAUUUAUUAUUAAUCAUUUAUCAAUCUUAUUAAUUAUUUGUAUACAUUGUAAAUUUGAUGAUUCCGUAUUUAUAGAAAAGGAAAUAAUAAUGAACAAAUGAAAUAAUAUUAUCUACUAUGCAAUUAAUGUCUGUUCGAUAAUAACGAUAUGUUAUAUCUGAUAAUAUGUUUGAGAGUGAUAAUUUCGACUUUGAUGAGGAAUUUCUGAAGGAUGUUGAUUGGAAGGAAACCGAAUAUUGUUCCCAAGGUAGACAGAAUCAAGAAGAAAAUAUUGCAAAGAAACCUAAAUAUGAUAUUCAAUCUACCAAAUCUACAAAUUUUCCACAAGCAAGAAAAGAUUUACUCUUAGGAAUAUUAGAGGGACCACAAAAUUGUAAAAAAAGUUUCCAAAAGAAAGCCCAUGCAGUUCAGCCUUUAAGCACAAAACAGUUAAAAAACUUCUCAGAAGAAAACCCUGCCAAAGAGAAGAUAUCUUCAAGGAAAACUCUUAUAUUGGAUAUAUUUAAAAAAGGUCCUUCGACUGCAAAAAAAUUAUUGCAUAACAAAUCAGACUCACUACAAUUGACACCCAAUGAUGGAGAAAAGCAGACUAAAACGAUUAGUUCUAUAGGCAAAAAUGUAGAGCUAAAAAGUCCUAUUGAAAAGUUGUCGCUAGUUCGCAAAUUCCCAGGACCAGCAGGCUUAAUACCUGACUCUGCGGACGAAGUAGUUCUUCCCGUGUCUUAUUUAAAUUCCAUGGAUGAGAAUGAGAAUGAGAAUGAGCAUGAAAAAUCAAAGACUUCAGACUUCUGCUCGCAAAAUACAAAAAUUCUUUUCUCAGAAGGAGCUUGGAAAUUAAUGAUGGAUGAUAUUCCUAGAGACUACCUUGAAGGUCAUAAUAUAUCACUGAUUAAGCAAAAGGCUAGAGCAAAGUGUUUUACCAAUGGAAAAAUCCCAAUAUUGGCAGCUGUCAUACAGCAUAUAGACUACAGUUCUGAAAAUCCACGCGUUGUUUUAAAAGAUUUCACGGAUGCGAUCGAGGGAGUUAUUCAUCAAAGUAUACUAUCGAAGUACCCUAAUAUUCUUAGAGCUGGAGUAGUCUUGUUAUUAAAUGAUGUUGGAUUCUUAAUGACUGGAACAUGGAACACAUGUCUGGUUAUGAUUUCUCUGCGUUGUAUAGUAAACAUCUUUUCAAAUAUAGAUAAGAUAGAAAUUUCUACAAACUCACCUAAUUCAAAGACAAUGAAAUCAAAUGAAUCUGAGGAAUUAUUUGAUCAAAAUCCAUAUGAAACCAGCAAUUUGGAUAUUGAAGGCAGUAAAAUAUUUACCUGGGAUGAAGAUGAGAAAAUUGAAGAAACCACAAAAGAAAGUGACAUACUAUGCAAACAAACAAUUGUAAAUACCUCAGCACCACAACAAAAACCUAUAUCAAUUAGAUCAAAGCUAUUAGAGUUUCGCAGCAAAGACGCUAUAACACCACCAGCCACAAAAGAAUCAGAACGUACAUCCAGCAGUGCUCUUUCGGAAGAAAACAAGAGUCCCAAUGAGAGCUCAAAAUCGCCUCAUGAAGAUUGGGCCACUAACUUGAUGAAUGACAGUGAAAAUGAUUCGGAUGAUGAAUUACUCUCACAAUUAGAUGUGGACUCCAUUGUGUCAAAUUUUAAUGACCUUAAUCACCUCGCGAGUCUCUCAAGAAACUAACAGUAACAAUAAAAUUACAAAACAUGUGAUACUAGUUCAAAAUAUUCUAUACUUCAUCAUUAGUUCAAUGAGUUAAGUAAUAUAGUAUAUAAUGUCAACCUUAAUUUAAAGUAAAAAUAAGAGAUAAGGUUGUACAGUACGUUUCAGUACAAAUGAUAUUUGUAUCAGGGAUACAUGACAUUGGUCAAAAAUAUACAAUUGCCAAAACAGA